This is a messenger RNA of Tarenaya hassleriana, 1133 nucleotides long. Its product is annotated as syntaxin-71. NCBI's taxonomy places the organism in Eukaryota, Viridiplantae, Streptophyta, Magnoliopsida, Brassicales, Cleomaceae. Gene Ontology annotation, molecular function: SNARE binding; SNAP receptor activity. Gene Ontology annotation, cellular component: membrane; endomembrane system; SNARE complex. The transcript is spliced from 10 exons. Bases 94 to 891 code for a protein of 265 amino acids. The record is from RefSeq and is a predicted model, not a curated record. Gene Ontology annotation, biological process: vesicle fusion; intracellular protein transport.
GCUGAAGAUUUUCUCUCAGAAGUUGGUUUGUUCCUCGAAUCAGAGAUUCUCCCUCCCUAGAUCUGAGCAUUGCGCGGGUAUAUUCGGAGGAAGAUGAGUGUGAUCGAUAUUCUGACUAGAGUUGACGCGAUCUGCAAGAAGUAUGACAAGUACGAUGUCGAGAAGCAGAGGGAAGCAAAUGUCUCCGGUGACGAUGCCUUCGCUCGUCUCUAUGCCUCCGUUGAGAAUGAUAUCGAGACCGCUCUCGAGAAAGCGGAACUUGCUUCUAAGGAGAAGAGUAGGGCUUCUGCUGUUGCAAUGAAUGCAGAGAUUCGCCGGACCAAAGCUCGCUUGCUUGAGGAGGUUCCAAAGUUGCAGAGACUGGCUGUAAAGCGGGUUAAAGGCCUUUCAACAGAGGAGCUUGCUGCCAGAAAUGAUUUGGUCCUCGCUCUUCCGGACAGGAUAGAAGCUAUACCCGAUGGGACUGCGGGUGGUCCUAAGAAAACUAGUGCUUGGUCUGCAUCAGCAUCUCGUGCUGAGAUCAAAUUUGAUUCAGAUGGGCAUUUUGAUGAUGAUUACUUCCAAGAAUCAAAGGAAUCUAGCCAAUACAGGCAGGAGUAUGAGAUGCGAAAGAUGAAGCAGGAUCAAGGUCUGGAUAUGAUUUCCGAAGGUUUGGAUACUUUGAAGAACAUGGCACAUGAUAUGAAUGAGGAAUUAGAUAGGCAAGUUCCUCUGAUGGAUGAAAUCGACACUAAGGUUGACAAAGCAACAGCAGACCUUAAGAACACCAAUGUCAGGCUUAAAGACACUGUCAACCAGCUAAGAUCAAGCCGGAAUUUCUGUAUCGAUAUCGUAUUGCUGUGCAUUAUUCUGGGAAUCGCUGCGUAUUUGUACAAUGUACUGAAGAAGUGAGAAGAGCGAAAAAGGUCACUUGGGUAUAACAUAUCUCCCCCGUAAAAUGUGAAAUUUCUUUCAUCCCCGAACCGAUUCAUUGGUACCACUGUGCUGUGUGUGUAUACAUGUUUUUAUUCCAUGUGGCCGACAGGACCUUGUGUUUCUUGUUCCCGUGUGUGUUUGCUUGUUCAUUCAUGACAGUUUGCUUUGGUUAUAUAAUUAUACCAAAGUAUGGAAUGCGUGAUCUCCUCCUUAGUAUA